This is a messenger RNA of Pseudovirgaria hyperparasitica, 1508 nucleotides long. Its product is annotated as peroxisomal membrane protein pex16. Gene Ontology annotation, biological process: peroxisome organization. Bases 153 to 1304 code for a protein of 383 amino acids. Lineage: Eukaryota; Fungi; Ascomycota; Dothideomycetes; Acrospermales; Acrospermaceae. The transcript has 4 exons. The record is from RefSeq and is a predicted model, not a curated record. Gene Ontology annotation, cellular component: peroxisomal membrane.
CACUAUUCCCUUUCGAUCACCAACCUCGGCCUGAGAGGUGACGACGCGACUUGACGUGGAGCGCAUUCACACAAGAUAUUCUGCUCUGGCGCAUUUCUCGUCCCUCACAUCCAUCUACUUUGUUUUCUGUGGGAGCGUUCUGCCGGGCCGCCAUGUACAAGCAAGCGUCGGUGAAGCUUCACGAGAGCAUAUCACUUCCACCGAAGUGGCUGGGGAUGUAUGGCGACUUCAUAACGAAGAAUGCUAGUGCAGUCUCGCAGAUUGAAUCGGGACUCCGCUCAUUGACGUACAUUAUACCUGGACGCUUCCGAGAGGCUGAGAUUGCCUCUGAGACUCUUCACAGCAGUGUACAAAUCCUGUCCCUAUAUCACGACUCUCUCCUAUACAAAGCAGCAUGUCGCCUCCCUCUCGCGCGACGGCCGCACCCCUCGCCGCACAAUCGCUACACUAGAUUUUGGACACAGAAGUCCCCAACGUAUCAGCGCCUCGCGCUCAUAUUGCAGAUGAUCCAACACACCGAAUUGCUAUGGGAAAUGGUCGCGAAAAGGAAAGGGGAGAAAGUGCGGUGGCGCAUUGUGAUCCUCUUGGAAUUCGUCAAAGCUGUGUGCAGACUUCUCCUCUUGAGACUGACCAAUUCCCGACCUUUACUGUCCCCGCCCCUCCCAGAACGAGAAGUGGAUCCAAGCAGCCUGGAAGAAGCAACGCCGGCGGAGGAUUUGAUUGGCACGCCGCCGAGCGAACCAUCAAGUGAGCGCUCCGACGAUGCGUCGUGGACCAUGCCGCGAACAGGCCUGUCGAUGCCCUCUUUGCCAGACUCCACCGACAUUUCAAACUAUCUCCUAUCGAAAGUCCUUACGGCGGACGAUAUCAAGCCUCCAAAAGCACUUCUCCAUCGUGUCUCUGGUAAAGGCGAACUGGCUGAAGUGCUCUAUAUUCUUCGACCUGUGAUUUACGCCAUCGCCAUGCAGAAAUGGAGUGACAACAAGAAGGCGUGGCAGCCAUGGCUGCUCGGGCUGAGCAUUGAAUAUGGGGCGCGCCAGUUGGCGAAGAAGGACUUCCAGGAGCGACUCGCAGGCGGCUUGAGAGGCCUGACCAACCUGGAGAGGGAUGAACUUCGCAAGAGAGGCUGGGCCCUCGGCUGGUGGGUUAUGCGAGGAGCGUUCUACGAGAACAUCACCAAAUCCUGGAUACACUCUGUGACUGGUAGACUCCGUGGCAAGCCUUUGCUGGACCUUGUAGGGGGCGUCAUCGAAGACUACGAGUUUCUGUGGGAGCAAUAUUACUUCCCGACCGCGACGAUGUAAUGUAUUUCCAUGUUGUGGGAAUAGUCUCUUUGUAAAAUCAGUUUGUCACAAUACGGCCUGGGCCAGAUCCUGGGCGCGCUUGGUGGAAAAUUGUAGUUGAUAUGAUCUGGUUGGGUAUAUGCAUAGCGUGGAGCAAAUAUUGGAAUGUAUCGUACAUAGUAUUAGGGCACUGUGGACCAACAAUGAUUAUCCUAUGAUUCGGAU